AUGUAGUCACAGCGUUCCAAUGAAUUGGCGGCGCAUGAUCCCCUACGUAAACAUAGCCACACAACUUAUUCUCUUGCGACUCUGGGACUCAUGGCACCUCUCAAGAACAUUUGGGUCGCUGCUGGGGACGGCGAUCUCGACCGCGUUCGCUAUCUCAUCGAGCAAGAAUCCUUGUCUCCCGACAUUCCUGAUGAAUUUACAUACACUCCUAUGCACGCCGCAGCGUCUUAUGGUCACCUCAAUGUACUUGAAUAUCUCAUCUCAAAAGGUGGCGAUGUCAACGUAACCGAUGAUGAUGGAGACACCCCAUUAUACACCGUGGAAGAUGUCGCAACUGCACGCUUCCUCGUAGAGAAGGGAGCACAGGUGGAUCGCCAAAAUAAGGAGGGCGUGUCACCUAUUGACCAUCUACAAGAAGAGUUUGGAGAUGUUGCAAACUAUUUGCAAUCGCUGGUUUCGCCCGCCACGGCGGUGGCGACAGAGACCGCACCACAGCCUUCGCAGCAGGAGCAAGAAAUGACCUCAGAUCGACUUGCCUCUGCUCUAAUGAGCUCUGUUGAUGAAAUCAUGCGACGAGCUGAGAGAGAAGGAACAGAUCCCGACGAAGAACUCAGGCGCGUCGUUGGCCAGACGGUCUUGGAAGGGAUGUUGGAAGGCUACUCCAUGUCGGAGCCUUCAGAAGAGAACGAUAGAGAAUCGUCUCCGAACAAAAGACCCCGAACGGACGAUGGUCCAGGGUAAGAUCUGGGUUGAGAUGUCUUUGAUGUAUGUGUGUGCCUACGUUACUAGCAUGCAUUCCAUUUUGGCUGUGAUCGCGUGGCGAUCGCAAUCGAAAGAAGGUUGCCAUGCAUCACCAUCUCGGCGUUUACAUACGCUAUGCAUACAUAGGCGGCGUUGUUCGUAAAUCUGCGUGGUAUUGGGAGACCGUAAUAGCUUUGACAUCGACACAUAAUAUGCACUCAUGAUAAACCGCAAUAAAAUAAAGCAGCUCUCGAUCAUCGAUGCCGUC
Mycena citricolor is the source of this 1009-nucleotide messenger RNA. The record is from the annotation of a GenBank genome assembly. NCBI's taxonomy places the organism in Eukaryota, Fungi, Basidiomycota, Agaricomycetes, Agaricales, Mycenaceae.